Messenger RNA from Oncorhynchus nerka (sockeye salmon), 3247 nucleotides. Its product is annotated as zinc finger protein 501-like. Gene Ontology annotation, biological process: regulation of transcription by RNA polymerase II. The transcript is spliced from 2 exons. Lineage: Eukaryota; Metazoa; Chordata; Actinopteri; Salmoniformes; Salmonidae. Gene Ontology annotation, cellular component: nucleus. Gene Ontology annotation, molecular function: DNA-binding transcription factor activity, RNA polymerase II-specific; RNA polymerase II cis-regulatory region sequence-specific DNA binding. Bases 31 to 1455 code for a protein of 474 amino acids. The record is from RefSeq and is a predicted model, not a curated record.
AGUGAAAGAAGAGGAAGAGAAAGAGGGGAGAUGACUGUCACAGUGAAAGAAGAGGAAGACGUUUUUGAAAUGAAGGAAGUGGGGGAGAUUACUGUCACAUUGGAAGAAGAAGAAGAGGAGACAGGAGAUCUGAUUAACAACAGAGAGAGACCAGACUCUCCAUCUGACAGCAGAAAGAGUCCUUCAGGGGAACCAGACCCUGAGACCCCAGCGAGGCAACACCACUGCUCCCAGUGUAAUAUGAGUUUUAAGUGGUUAUGGAAGCUGAAAGAGCAUGAAAGGAAACACACUGGAGAAAAGCCCUUCCAAUGCUCCCAGUGUGGAAAUAGAUUCUCGCGAGCACAUGACCUAAAAUCACAUGAGAGGACACACACAGGGGAAAAACCACACAAUUGUUCCCAGUGUGGAAAGCUUUUUUCCCAUUUAGGGAACCUGAACAAACAUAAGCGAAUACACUCUGGAGAGAAGCCUUACCCCUGUUCCCAUUGUGGAAAGAAUUUUAGGUCUUCAGAUAACCUGAAAGCGCAUGAGAGGACACACACAGGGGAAAAACCUUACCAUUGCUCCCUUUGUGGAAAGGAUUUUACCAAGUUAAGGAACCUAAAAGAGCAUGAGAGGAAACACACAGGAGAAAAGCCUUACGAAUGCUCCCAGUGUGGAAAGAGUUUUUCUCAUAUAGGGAACCUGAACAAACACAAGAGAGUACACUCUGGAGAGAAGCCUUACCCCUGUUCCCAUUGUGGAAAGAAUUUUAGGUCUUCCGAUAACCUGAAAGCGCAUGAAAGGACACACACAGGGGAAAAACCUUACCAUUGUGCCCUGUGUGGAAAGGAUUUUACCAAGUUAGGGAACCUAAAAGAGCACGAGAGGAAACACACAGGAGAAAAGCCUUACCACUGCUCCCAGUGUGGAGAGAGAUUUUCAAGGUCACUAUACCUUAAAACACACGAGAGGACACAUACAGGAGAAAAGCCUUACCACUGCUCCAAUUGUGGAAAGAGAUUUUCAACAUCAUCGGACCUAAAAAAGCACCAGAGGACACACACAAGGGAGAAAUCUUACCAUUGCUCUCAAUGUGGAAAUAGUUUCUUACGAUCACAUGACCUAAAAUCGCAUGAGCUGACACACACAGGGGAAAAACCACAUAGUUGCUCCCAGUGUGGAAAGUGUUUUUUGUAUUUAGGGAACCUGAACAAACAUAAGAAAAUACACUCUGGAGAGAAGCCUUACCCCUGUUCCCAUUGUGGAAAAUUAUUUAGGUCAUUAGAUAACAUGAAGGAGCAUGAGAGGACACACACAGGGGAGAAGCUUUACCAUUGCGCCCUGUGUGGAAAGAGAUAUUCACGAUCACAUGACCUAAAAUUACAUAAAAGGAAACACACAGGGGAAGAAAACGCACAAUUACACCCACAGGGGAUAAACCACACAGUUGGUCCCAGUGAGGAAAGAAUCUAACGCAGUUAGAGAACCUCUUCCCAGUGAGGAAAUACAUUGUCCCGGUCACAUGACCUAAAAUCACAUCAAACCAAACUAUAUUUAUACAGCACCUUUCAGACAUGGAAUGCAACACAAUGGGCUUCACAGGAAGAAAAUGAUGGGGGGAAAAAACUGAAAUAUUUACGACUCAACAAACAUAAGAUUUUUUUUUUUUAACUAAACAUUAACAAUAAAAACGGCACAACUAAAAAGCACCCUGAGGAAAAGAAAAGCUAAAAAUGUAUUUUAAAAUCUCUUUUAGAAAUGUCCACAGUUUCAGCUCCACUCAGGUUCUCUGACAGACUAUACUAUACUAUUCCAGAGUCUGGGGGCAUAGUAACUAACAUUUACAUUUAAGUCAUUUAGCAGACGCUCUUAUCCAGAGCGACUUACAAAUUGCUGGGGGCAUAGUAACUAAAGGCUGCCUCUCCAUGCCUCUUGAUCCCCCUCAGGUUCUCUGACAGACUAUACUAUACUAUUCCAGAGGCUGGGGGCAUAGUAACUAAAGGCUGCCUCUCCAUGCCUCUUGGUCCCCCUCAGGUUCUCUGACAGACUAUACUAUACUAUUCCAGAGGCUGGGGGCAUAGUAACUAAAGGCUGCCUCUCCAUGCCUCUUGGUCCCCCUCAGGUUCUCUGACAGACUAUACUAUACUAUUCCAGAGGCUGGGGGCAUAGUAACUAAAGACUAGGGGCAUAGUAACUAAAGGCUGCCUCUCCAUGCCUCUUGAUCCCCCGCAGGUUCUCUGACAGACUAUACUAUACUAUUCCAGAGGCUGGGGGCAUAGUAACUAAAGGCUGCCUCUCCAUGCCUCUUGGUCCCCCUCAGGUUCUCUGACAUACUAUACUAUUCCAGAGGCUGGGGGCAUAGUAACUAAAGGCUGCCUCUCCAUGCCUCUUGGUCCCCCUCAGGUUCUCUGGCUGGCUAGUCCAGAGUCUGGGGGCAUAGUAACUAAAGGCUGCCUCUCCAUGCCUCUUGGUCCCCCUCAGGUUCUCUGACAGACUAUACUAUACUAUUCCAGAGGCUGGGGGUAUAGUAACUAAAGACUGGGGGCAUAGUAACUAAAGACUGCCUCUCCAUGCCUCCUGGUCCCCCUCAGGUUCUCUGACAGACUAUACUAUACUAUUCCAGAGGCUGGGGGCAUAGUAACUAAAGGCUGUCGGUCUCUUCAGACAGGAACUGCUUUUUUAUUAUUGAUGACUAUUGAAUGACCUCUGAAGGUACAUUUUAAAGGUAUCCCAAACAAUAAGGGGAUUUGCUGAACCUAUAUUGUACAGGAAAUAUUCAGUUAUAAUGAUUUUGUCUUAGUUAAUAAUAAAUUGUCAUCCAGUAAAUAUUGGUAUUGGAUUAAAAUGUCCAAAAUGUACAUUUUAAUAAAUAAUAAAUUGUCUUCCAGUAAACUUUGAUUAAAAUGACCAACAUCCCUGUCCACAUGGAAACUCUAUAAGAAUUAUGUGACGGCCAAUUAGAGGAUGGGCUGAUCGCUGAUCGCAUUCUUUCAGGGGUUUUUAGUCUCUAAAUAUCAAUGGGCUGAUCGCAUUCUUUCAGGGGUUUUUAGUCUCUAAAUAUCAAUGGGCUGAUCGCAUUCUUUCAGGGGUUUUUAGUCUCUAAAUAUCAAUGGGCUGAUCGCAUUCUUUCAGGGGUUUUUAGUCUCUAAAUAUCAAUGGGCUGAUCGCAUUCUUUCAGGGGUUUUUAGUCUCUAAAUAUCAAUGGGCUGAUCGCAUUCUUUCAGGGGUUUUUAGUCUCUAAAUAUCAAUGGGCUGAUCGCAUUGU